CUCGACUCAGAGACACCAAACGUCGUCAGUCGUCUUAAAGCAGUCUGAAGAAGAAGUAAAACCGGCUCGUGAUGGAGAUCCAGACCUGGGUCUCUGGGCUCCUGGUCCUGGUCUCAGUGUUUCCUCCAGCAGAGGCCGUGAUGAUGUACAGCCCUCAGCUGUGUUACAUCCUGGACGGCUUCCUUGGUCUCUACGGACUCAUCAUCACCGCCAUGCUCAUCAAGGAGAAGUUCUUUACAACCAAAGUGAAGGGAGGCGAGGAGAGCGUCUACAGCGAUCUGGAGGGUCAGAGCUCUGGAGCUUACAAUCAGCUGAGACAAAGAAACCGCCCGACGGACGACAACGCUGUCUACACCGGUCUGACCGGCCGUACAGAAGGAGAAUACAAAGAGCUUCCUGUUAAGAGAGACCGUCAGAGAAAGAACGAGCAGGUUUACCAGGGUCUGAGCGCGGCCUCCAGAGACACCUACGACUCUCUGCAGAUGCAGCCUCUUCCUCCUCGCUAAUGCUACCUCACUUCCUGUCCACCUCACGUCCUGUCCACCUCUCAAACACCACAAGGAUGGAAAGAGCCCAUCUUUUAUUUAGAAAACAUUUUCACUAUCCAUAAAAUCCCUAAAAUUAUCACAAUUAUUCAUCGUGAUGUCAUCGAGAUAUUUUAACAAAAUAAUUUAACAGAAACAUAAAGUUGUGAGAAAAGACAAAUAUUUAUUUUCUCAGUAAAAUGAUUUAAUUGAAGCUUAUUUUUCUCCAUAAAACUCUUCAACUGUCAAUCAAAAUAAAUGACAGCCAAUCACAUCACUGGCUCUGAAUUAAAAUAAAAGAUAAAAUUAUUUUUUAUUAAAUUUAGUUUAUUUAGUUUUAAUAAUAACAAUAAUAAUAAU
Molecule: messenger RNA, 884 nt
Organism: Anarrhichthys ocellatus (wolf-eel)
Lineage: Eukaryota; Metazoa; Chordata; Actinopteri; Perciformes; Anarhichadidae
Gene: cd247
Product: CD247 molecule
Exons: 8
Coding region: 72-506 (144 amino acids)
Biological process (GO): cell surface receptor signaling pathway
Cellular component (GO): membrane
Molecular function (GO): transmembrane signaling receptor activity
Source: RefSeq, a predicted model, not a curated record